Molecule: messenger RNA, 5190 nt
Organism: Tetrahymena thermophila SB210
Lineage: Eukaryota; Ciliophora; Oligohymenophorea; Hymenostomatida; Tetrahymenidae
Exons: 15
Source: RefSeq, a predicted model, not a curated record
AUGUAUGAAGACUACAAUAGUUAAAAUGGUAUUAUUUAGAUAUGGGAUCCAAUACAAAAUAAAUAUCUUGUUUCGAUUUCAAUGAAAAUGAACUCUAAUAUAAAUACUACUUUUAAUGUCAUUUAAUUACCUAAUACUAACUUAAUAAUGAUAAAUUAUAAAUCUAUGAUGAUAUAAAUUUAUGACUUUACUAAUAUAGAUUAAUAAAAAUACUCUGUCUUAUCAGCAUAUAACUUAAGUGAUGGUUUAUUGUAAUUUACGGCAAAUUAAGAUUUAAAAUUUAAUCAGCUAGUUCAUGGAUCUAAAAAAGUUAUAUUUUAAGAUGGUUUAAAUAAGUAUUUUGGAAUUUAAAUUGAUUAAAAUUUAUUCGCGAAAUCUAUUACUUAAGAGAAUAAAUAUGGUUAAAUCUUAGUCUAAUAUUAAAUUUAGCAAAAUUUAAAAAUAUAUGAUUCGAUUAUGUCUGUGUAAGAAUUAUAAGUUGCAAAUGUAGAUCUAGGAAACAAUUAAAGUUGGUCUGAAAAUAGCAAUUUUUAUAAAAUUAUUUACAUUGCUGCUAAUUAAUCUUUGUACUUUUAUUAAUUAAAUCCAAUAACAAACACUUUAUGUAAAAAAAAAUUAGACAAUUAAAAUAAAGUAGAGUAGUUUCCUCUCUACAAUUUUUAGGGGAUUUAACCUAUAUUUAUAAUUGCUGACGAAUUAAAUAGUGUAGUAACUUUAACAAAUCAAGGACUUCUAGUUGUUUAUAAUAUAAUAUCCUUUUCGAUCAUUUCUACUUAAUAAACUAAUUGUAAUAAAGCUGAAAAUGGAGAUUAUUUAAAAAAUCUUAAGAUUGCUAUAUUUUUCUGCUCAUAUGGAAAUCUCUUACAAUAUAAUUUAGUCAAUUAAACAAAGAAUGAAAUUCCUUCCUCAAUUUAAAUGAUAUCCAGUUUAGCUGUUAUCAAUGAGAUAAAUUGUAUUUUUAUAGGUGAAUUUGAAACUGGGAUUAUUUAUGGAUACAAAAUAUUGCCUUAAAUAAAUACUUUAUCCAACUUUAUAUAAAUAAAAAUGAAACUAAGUUAUGAUAUUUUAGGAUUUGGAUAUACAAAUGAUGAACUUCUUUUUAUCAAUACAUAUCCAGGAAACAUUUAUAUUAAUAUUAAAGCAUGUCUUCAAGAUCAAAAAAUAUGCCAGAUAUGUGAUAAAACUUUUUAUUUUAGUAACUCUUAGAAUUUUUAUCCUCAACUAUAAAACUUUGGUAUGGGAAACACCCUUUUCCCAUUUACUACAUCUAAUAAUCUUAUAACAGCAUUUUUAUAUGUAAAUUCUUUGAGAUUCAGCUUAGAUUAGUUUAAACUAAUGAAUGUGAAUAUUUAUUUUGACAAUUAAUAAUAAAGUUAAAUUGCAUAAUAUAUACUAGAUCUUCCUUAGCCUAAUCAAUUGAAUAUAACUUUAUCUGCUAAUUAAUAUUCACUUGAAUAAAAUAGAGCUGAAAUUGCUAUAAAUGGAAAUUUCAUUUUCAACAACUUUUACUAAGUUUCUAUAAUAAAAAUAUAGUUUUUUUUCCCUCUUUUAAAUAGCUUUGAAUGCUCAUUAAACUUAUAAAAUAUUUAGUAAUUAACUUUAGACAAUAUAUAGGUUUUUGGGGGAAACUAGCAAUACAGCUGCUUUAAAAUAAAUAUUUACAAUUCUUCGGCUACAAUAAAGAAUAUCUUCUUGAAUAAUUUUACAUUUAUUAAUCAUCCUUAUUUAAUACAAACUUCAAACUCUGAUAAUAUUACAAUUAACAAUGUGCAAUUGACUAAUUCUGAAAUUACCAAUUUUUAAUUUCUUACAUAAACUUCAUUUACUUCUUUAUAUUUAAAUAACAUUUUGAUCAAAGAAAACUAUUGUAACAUUGAUAUAAUAUAAAAUAGUAACAGUGUAUCAUUUUUUGAAAUGGGCUAGCUUACAGCAAGAAAUAUUACAAUUUUAAACAAUACUUUAUGCAACACUAAUAUUUUUGAAAUAAAAUAUUAGACAAAUUACAAGAACAUAAUUAAUAAAAUAGAAUAUAUAUCAAUUUAUAACAAUUUGAUAAUGACUAUGAUGCUUUAAACAUUCUUAAUGAAUGCUUAAUUUUAAGAAUUAAUUAAUCCUGAUCAUCAAAUAGAUAUUAAUAAUAUUUAUAUCAGUUAAAAUGAAGUAUCAAAUUUUAUUGAACCAUUAUAUAUAAAAGGAGUAAAUAUCUUCAACUUUCAGAAUAUAAAAUAUAUCAACAUAAAUAAAGUUGCAAUUUAAAAUAGUUAAAAUGUUGGUUUAGGAUUAUUUUAGAAUGCAUUAUAAUUAAAUAUAAGCUAAGCAAUAUUUUAAUCUGAUUAUGAUUAUCAAAUGUCUAAAAUAUACUUAAAUUCUUAAAAUUGCUUUAAAAUAAUAGAUGUGUAAAUCAUUAAUAUUAUUUAAUUGGACAUAAAUCAAAAACCAAUCAAUGAUAUUGAUGCUAUAUCUAUCUCAGUUAAAAGUUACUACCCAAAAAUAUUAAUUUAAGACUCUUCAUUCAAAAAUAAUAUAUUAAUUUAAUCUUAAAUCGAUUAAUCAAGUAACAUGUUCUAUAUUUCUAGUUCGCUUUAAGCUACAAUAGUAUUACAGAAUUUAACUCUAUCAGAAAAUUAUUUAUUAGGUCGUCAAGAUACAAUGGUAGUUUCAGCUUCAGGGUUUAUUAUUGACAAUUAAGAUGGUAUUGUUAUAAUGAAUAAUAUUAUAGUGAAUAAUCUCUACACUAGUUCUGCUUAUAGUCCAUUCUAUAUUAUAGUUUCGGAACUAUUUGUAUAAUAUUCCGAAUUUUAAAACGUAUUAUAAAUUAGCUAAUUAAGUGACCCAUAACCUUAUUUUUUUGAUUUAUAAACAAACGGAGUUUAUCGUGGAGGAGUUUUUUAUAUGGCUAUAUAAUAAAAUCUACAGAUUUAUGGAUCUCUUUUUAACAAUUCAAAUUCAAUUGUAGGAGGAUUUUUUUAUAUUUAAAGUAAAUAUUUAUAAGCAGAUAUAUAAAAUUCUAUUUUCUAAAAUGGAAUGGCAUAAUAAGGUGGCAGUGCUUUUUAUCUAUAAAGUUCAACCUAUUAUAAUUUAACGAUCUAAAAUUCAUCUUUUUCAAACUUUCUAAACUAUAAUGAUGGAACAUCUUUAUUUGGUCUCAACUUAGAUAUAGAUUAAAAUUCUUAAAUAUAGAUAAAUAAUGUGAAUUUUAGUUAAAUUUAUGGUUUCUAAUAAAAUAGUUAUUUGAUAAAAAUAAAAACAUGCUUUGUAUUAAUUUAAAACGUAGUUAUUAUUGAAGAUUUAAAAGUUCUUCAAAAUCCAAAUGACCUAGCAUUUUUAAAAUUGAUUAAGAGUGGUAAAUUAACCUUUUCUACAAUUCUAAAUUCUUAUGAAAGUUCUAUUUAUAUAAAUGAAUUUUCUUUAAGUAACAUUAGAACUGUUAGUAGCUUAUAGUAUAAUGUAUUGUUUUUAGAUAUUUUCAGAUCAAAUAUUAUUAUGUUUAACUCAUACUUUGAAAAUAGCUUUUUUAAUCAAGGAGGAUUUGGCAAAAUUUAAAAUUCAAAUAUAACCAUAGAAAAUUUUAAUUUAAAAGAUUUGACUUAUAUAGGAAUUUUUAGUUUAGUUUAAAAGACAAAUGUAAAUGCUCCAAACGGAUAUUUUUUAUUUGUUUUAGACUCCCUUUUUUAAUUGAAUAACGCUUUUAUAAAAAAUAUUUAAUGCCAUUAAUUUUGUAUUGGUGGAUUUUUAUAAAUAUAAAAUUUUAGUGAGCUUUAGAUCAAAAACACAACAAUAUAAAAUGCAAGUGCUUAUUAAGGAGGAGCUCUAUCAAUUUAUUUUUAAGACUAUAAUAAAUUAAUCAUUUAAAACUCAACAUUUACUAACAAUUAAGCAUAUUAUGAAGGUGGAGCAGUAUACAUGAUGGUAUUUGUUUAUCAAAGAAAUAUAGUUUUUGAAAUUGACAAUAUUAUCUGUAAUGAAAACAUAUCUCUUAAUGGUGAAGGAGGAUGCUUUUAUGUUUUCAAUCCAAAUUUUAAUCGAUAAGAUAAUUAAAUCUCAUUUUGUGUAUAAAAUUCAAAAAUAAUUCAAAAUUAAGCUUAAGUUGGUGGUGGUAUAGUUUAUUAUGGAGUUUAUUUUGAUAAUGUUUUUUCAUAAGCUAACAAAAUUAAAUUUAUUAAUGGAAGCUUUUCUUAAGAUGUAAAGGUUAUAGAAAUAGGAGAUUCUUUAUAUUUGAAAGAUAUCCAAAGUGGAUUUGAAAUUUAUGAUUUAUAAUUUCAAUUAAUCAACGAAUUCAAUUAAGUUGUCUCUGUAAUUGAUAAAUAUUUAUCUAGAUAAGAUUAUUAUCAGUAACAUAAUAUACAUUUUAACUAUGAUAUGUCUAAUAGUACCUACAUUUUAACUACUACCAAUAAAAAUAAUAAUACCUAACCACAAUAUAAUACUUAAAGCAAAACCUUCAAUAUAUAAAAUGUCAAAAUAUAAGCUUUUCCUUAACAAACAAUUAAUAUUAACCUUACAAAAAUAGACACUAUAAAUGAAAUUGAACUGCAAAUUUAAUCUUAUGCAUAUUAAAUUUAUAUUUCUGUGGUUAAUUGUAAAGCUGGUUAUAUUUCUGAUACAUCUUCUAAUAAAAUACCUAAUUGUCUUCCUUGCUAUGAAGGAACUUAUUCAUUUGAUUCUUUAAACUGUUAAAAAUGCCCUGAUGGUGCUUAUUGCAAGGGAAACACUGAUUUACAUGUAUUGACUGGAUAUUGGAGAAAAAAUAAAUAUGAUGAUUAGAUUAUUUUAUGUCAAAUUCCUAAUUUAUGUAUAGGUGGAUAAGGCGCUGGAAAUUAAUUAUGUUAGCCAGGGUAUGUAGGCGCCACAUGCUUAGCAUGCGAUAAAAUUAUAGAGUUUUCUAAAAUAUCAGAAAAUCAUUCAAAUUUAAUUAACUCUUCAUAAAUGAGGCAAAUGUAAAACUAAAGCUGCCUUGUAGAUUAAUCUAAUUGCCAAUAAGAUGAAGUAUUAGACUAGAGUAUUAUCAAAGUAUCUCUUGUUUCCCCUAGUAAACAUAAAAAAUUCAUUUCUUAAAACAUAACAAUUGAUAAAGGAUCUCCAUUGAUUUUAAAUAGCUAAAUGAAUUUAUAACCAAAAGAAGAGACCAAAAGAAACGAAGAAAAUCUUAUUUUUCUAUCUAAAUCUAAAUAAGUUAAUGAAACAAAUUGA